UGGCUGAACUUCUUCCUGUUUCCUGUCGUCUAUUCACACACGUGAAGGUCAGUACUAGAGCCGCAAGACGUUCAAAAUCACACAAUUAAAACUCUUAGCUCUGUUUAGUGAAGCAUGGACGGCCAGGGAGCUACCGCCGACCCUCAGCUGCAGCACUUUAUCGAAAUCGAGUCUCAAAAGCAAAGGUUUCAGCAGCUGGUGCACCAAAUGACUGAGGUUUGCUGGGAGAAAUGUAUGGACAAACCUGGGCCCAAGCUGGACUCCAGGACAGAAACGUGCUUCGUUAACUGUGUGGAGCGAUUUAUUGACACCAGCCAGUUUAUCCUGAACAGACUGGAGCAGACUCAGAGGAGCAGAGGAUCAUUCUCUGAGAGCCUGUUAGACUGACGACUUGCACUGAAAAGACUGACCAGACACGUGGUCCCUACUCUUAACGGAGGCUGCGUCCUCGCAAGUGUUUGUACAGUACGUUGCAGAACUGUCUGAUCAACUUAGUGUUGCUAAAUAUACAAGUGCCUGAGAUUAAGAUUAUGGGAAUUCAUGCAGACAGGGUUUUAAUUGUCCACCAGUUUAAUGGUAUGAGUCUUGCAAAACCCUAAGAUGCUGGUAUUAUAGUCAUGACCUUAUGUUGGUUGGGUGGUUUACUGGAUAGACUGUUGAUAUCUGCAACACCAGUGGAAGAGACUGCGACUAGAUGGACACAUCUGCAUCUGGGACUUUCAACCUGCCAGCAGUUUGACCACUAAUACAACAUCAACACAGGCACUGCUCUAAUUUAAACAAAUGAACAGUGUCUUACCUGAAUAGGCUUUAUCAACAGCUCAAGAGUCCAUAUUGUACAUACACAAUAAAAAACAAAAAGCCUCA
Molecule: messenger RNA, 867 nt
Organism: Betta splendens (Siamese fighting fish)
Lineage: Eukaryota; Metazoa; Chordata; Actinopteri; Anabantiformes; Osphronemidae
Gene: timm8a
Product: translocase of inner mitochondrial membrane 8 homolog A (yeast)
Exons: 2
Coding region: 115-387 (90 amino acids)
Source: RefSeq, a predicted model, not a curated record